Acanthoscelides obtectus is the source of this 572-nucleotide messenger RNA. The record is from the annotation of a GenBank genome assembly. NCBI's taxonomy places the organism in Eukaryota, Metazoa, Arthropoda, Insecta, Coleoptera, Chrysomelidae.
ACGUCAUACUGUUUGAUAUUUUGUCAAUUCUGUUCUUCGUUUCCUAAAAAUGGCAUUCUUCGGUAUUGACCGAAUAUUUGAGUUCUUCAAAACCAUAAAAGCUGCUGGAGGGAUAAGAGCUUCCCUAUAUAAGCUAUAUAGAAUGGAUAGUUUGCGACCGGGAGUACUUGUUGGUCAUGACAAAUACGGAAACAAGUACUACGAAAACAGACACUAUUUCUUGGGGAGAAACAGAUGGGUAGAGUACGCUCCUUAUUAUGGUCUCGAGUAUGAUGCAAGUCAGGUAGUACCUGCAGAAUGGUUUGGCUGGCUCCACCACAGAACGGAUAUACCACCAGACAAAGAUCACAGCAGACCAAAGUACAAAUGGACGUCGGAUCAUACUGAAAACCUUAGUGGAACACCUGGUCAAUACAUGCCCUACUCAACCACUAAGCAAAAAAUACAUGCAUGGGUACCACCGCCACCACCUCCCCGAGAUAAUUAGUGUCAAAGUGAGAAUAAAGAAUACAGAUAAUAUUGUAUACAACAUAUAUCAUCAAAUAUAUUUUUUUAAGAAAUAAAAGAUGAGC